AACAACACGACCAAAGGUCAUAUUAACAACGCCACGCUCUAAAAAAACGUCGCAGAGUGAGAGACGACGGCUGUUUAAGGACACCGUCACUGUAGAGACCGUCACAUUAUGUCUUCACGCAGACGGUUGCCAUCGAGAUCGGGAAAACGCGACAGGAGAAAUGUUAUCGUGGUCGGGGCAGGUCUAAGUGGUCUGUCCGCCGCUAAGAAGCUUCACGAGGAAGGUCUGGACGUGGUGAUUUUGGAGGCACGAGACAGGGUGGGAGGGCGCACACUCACAUUGAGGAACGAGAGGGUGGGUUAUGUCGACGUGGGCGGUGCGUAUGUAGGCCCGACCCAGGACCGUGUGUUCCGCCUGGCCCGGCAGCUGGGUCUGCAGACGUACCGGGUCAACGAGACGGAGAGGAUCGUCUUCUACACAAAGGGUGAAAGCCGACCGUACGAGACAGUGUUACCACCCAUGCGUAAUCCACUGGUGCAUCUGGACUGCAACAACUUCUUCCGCAAAGUGGAUGAGUAUGGAGACAUGAUCCCACAGGAGGCGCCAUGGGACUGUCCCCACGCCGAGGAGUGGGACCGCAUGACCAUGAAGGACUUCUUCGACCAGGUGAUCUGGACGGAGGAGACACGCACGUGGGCGGAGAUGUUCGUGCGGCUGAACGUGUGUGCCGAGCCGCACGAGGUCUCCAUGCUGUGGUACCUGUGGUACGUCAAGCAGUGCGGGGGGAGCAUGCGCAUCACAGCCGUCAGUAACGGCGGGCAGGAGAGGAAGUUUGUGGGAGGCUCUCAGCAGCUCAGCGAGAAGAUAGCAGAAAUUCUGGGAGACCGAAUAGAUUUCUGCAGCCCUGUCCUCCGGAUCGAACAGCGGAGAGAUAAAGUCGUGCUGUACACACGUGACGAGCGGAAACACGAGGCUGAGUUUGUAAUCCUGGCGAUCCCGCCACCACUGCUCCAAAAGAUCGUGUUCUCUCCGGAUCUCCCCGCCUCCAAGCUCCAGCUCGUGAAGCGCAUGCCCAUGGGCUCUGUGGUCAAAACUUUCAUGUACUACGAGAGCGCCUUCUGGCGAGAGAAUGAUUACUGUGGGUUCGCUGAUAUUGACGACCCGGCCUACCCUGUGGCUAACACUGUGGACGAUACCAAACCUGAUGGAACCUAUCCUUCUAUCAUGGGAUUCAUUUUGGCGGACAAGUCUAGAGAAUUUUCACACUUGACACAAGAAGAAAGGAAGGAAAUGAUUUGCCAGAGCUACGCCAAAGUCUUCAAGUCUGACAAAGCCCUUCAUCCUGUUCACUACGUGGAGAUGAACUGGAACAAGGAAGAGUGGACGGGCGGGGGGUACACGUCAUUCGUCCCGCCCGGUGUUCUCACGACGUGCGGCAGAGAGUUGAGGGUGCCGUUUGGGAGGAUUUUCUUCGCCGGUACAGAGACUGCAGUGGGCUGGUCAGGCUACAUGGAGGGUGCCAUACAGGCGGGGGAGAGGGCCGCUGCUGAGAUCCUGUGUCAGAUGGGGAGACUACAGCCGUCUCAAGUCUGGACCGCAGAACCAGAGAACGAGGACUGCAUAGCCCUUCCGUUCGAGAGCUCCUUCAUGGAACGGUACCUCCCGUCUGUCCCGGGCCUCAUAAAGAUCCUUGUGGGUGGAUCUCUCCUGAGCGUCACGGCGCUCGGCUUGCUCUGGAAGUACCAGCACCGCCCGGACAGCGCCACAGAUGUCCUCCACCACUCCUACAGGUGGCUUCACUCCCUAUCACACCACGCAGCGCCACCACUGAAAGCGGUUCUAUCAGGAAUUGCAGACUCGGCCAGAAAGGGUUUCCCAAGUAUAGCUGUGUUCACAUACGUGUAUCACUGUGACUAUAGGCAGCGGGUGCGACUGGAGAGAAGAGCAAGGAUCGUGGAUAACUGGCAAGCGGAGAAGAAUAGGAACAUGGCCAAAAAGGCACCACGAAGUGUGAGGGUGUGGAAAAGGGCUGGUUCAAGAAGAUGAGGAACCAACUCGGCCGUUAACCUAAACUCAUUUGGAGAUACGCAAUCAAUAAUAUUUAUCAAUAUCAUUUGAUUUUCUAAUGACUUGUAAUUUCCUUUGUGGGGAUUUGAAGAACAUUAGCAUUGUUGUACUGUGCAUUUAUCGGUUCACAGAGAGAAAAACUUAAAGAAAGAUUCUUAUCACUUUGCCUUUUAGGACUUUUAAUCAUUAGAGAGUAGGGGUAUGGUUGUUUGUUGUACAAAACCAGUCCAGAAAAAAACAGAUCUGAAAAAGAAUCAGUGGAACAACUCGAAAAUUAACAGAUACUG
Messenger RNA from Branchiostoma floridae (Florida lancelet), 2294 nucleotides. Its product is annotated as amine oxidase [flavin-containing] B-like. Gene Ontology annotation, molecular function: oxidoreductase activity. NCBI's taxonomy places the organism in Eukaryota, Metazoa, Chordata, Leptocardii, Amphioxiformes, Branchiostomatidae. The record is from RefSeq and is a predicted model, not a curated record. The coding region runs from base 109 to 1986 and encodes 625 amino acids. The transcript has 15 exons.